UUUAAACGCGGCGUUUCUUCCCUACAUUGUGUUAGUCGUCUUUAUAUAUGUUUAAUGUUUGUAAAUGAACUGCACGACCUUAUCGAACACGUAGAAUAUCGGGUUUUAUUAUACGUUAGCAGAAAUACGUAACUAAGGUCAAAAGUUUGACAAGACUUCGUUCGAAAAAAACGCUCAUUUAAAGUUUCCUCAAUUCGAGAGAAGAUACGCACAUUCUGCAACAUGAAUGAAGACUUUUAAGGAAACUAGGAAUGACACUCUUUAAUUCGGCACACUUUAAACAUUGUUUAAAUGUAAAUGACUAAGUAGUUAUAGAAGUUGAAAUAGCUAAUUAAGUAAAUUUACGUCGCGUUAUACUGAAUGCGUCACCUUUAUUUUGUGAUAAAUGAAUUACACUACCACAAAGCAACUACCUUCUUCCUGUAGCAUUAAUUUGCUUAUUUAAUCACAUGUUGGACAAACAAAAAGCAGCAGAUGCAGCCUGUUAUUGGCCCUUCAUCACCCAGCUGUUCCUCCACCUCUGACUGCUUCCCCCUCGGUCACCUCAACACAGCCGAAUGUGGAAGUGAGACUCGGGCAGAACAAAAGAAAGACGAAGUGAGAGCAAACAACACACCUGCAGGUCUCUCCAGGAUGAGGUCCGUCGUGAGCUUCUACUUGUGCUACCUGCUGUGCCUGGGCCUGGGCCUGGCCUGUGUGGUGUGCGUGUGUUUGUGGAACAGCCAGUGGCGUAACGGCUUCGCGUGGGACGGCUCGGCCCUGCAGUUCAACUGGCACCCGGUCCUUAUGGUGACGGGUCUGGUGGUGCUGUACGGCAUCGGAGCUGUGGUGUACCGCAUCCCCCUGACCUGGGGUAACAAUAAACUUCCCUGGAAGCUGCUGCAUGCUGCUCUGAUGCUGCUCUCUCUCAUACUGUCAGUGGUGGGACUCUGCGCUGUGUUCGACUUCCACAACGCCAAAAACAUUCCCAACCUCUACUCCUUACACAGCUGGAUCGGAAUCGCUGCUGUAGCUCUCUUCGCCAUGCAGUGGGCGGUAGGUAUGGCUGGCUUCCUCCUUCCCUGCUCCCCAAUAUCGCUGCGUAAGCUCCUGAAACCUAUCCAUGUGUGGAUGGGAGGCAGCAUACUGUGGCUCAGCAUUGCCGCCUGCAUCUCUGGCAUCAAUGAGAAACUCUUCUUUGUUCUGAAAGGAGACAGCAGUGGAACUCAGCCAUACUCUAAACUUCCACCUGAGGCUUUGUUAGCAAAUACAUUAGGAGUUCUGAUUGUCGCCUUUGGCUUGAUAGUCCUGAAGAUUCUGUCCAACUCUAAAUGGCAGAGACCGGACUCACGGCCUGAAGAUAUGUCUUACUCGCCGUUGCUUCAAGAAGAAAAUGAAUGAAAGGAAUUCUGAAAACUGCUUACUGCAUCAAACCCGUCCAUGAAUAAUCAGUUCAACCAUCACAGAUAACAAGUGGCUUAAAGAUUGAAAUGUUCCAACCUGAAUGUAAAAGCUGCUAUCUGUGUGUGUUUGGAAUGUAAAUAUUUAUUUGAGAGUAUAUUUAAGAUUGCUUUUCCGCUUAAUAAGAAUAAAAAUGUGUUAA
Scomber scombrus (Atlantic mackerel) is the source of this 1582-nucleotide messenger RNA. RefSeq names its product lysosomal membrane ascorbate-dependent ferrireductase CYB561A3. Gene Ontology annotation, molecular function: oxidoreductase activity. The coding region runs from base 475 to 1380 and encodes 301 amino acids. NCBI's taxonomy places the organism in Eukaryota, Metazoa, Chordata, Actinopteri, Scombriformes, Scombridae. The transcript has 7 exons. The record is from RefSeq and is a predicted model, not a curated record. Gene Ontology annotation, cellular component: lysosomal membrane.